UGAAACACAUAGAGCCAAUCGAAAUACUCAAUUACUAAGUUGCCUAAUUGCUCCUCCUACAAUACUCAGUCCUGCCUUGAGCGGGUGAAUCGACACUGUAAAUCGUGUAAAUUUGUAAAAGUUAUAGAAAAUAUUUAAUUUCUUAAGAGAUAAAGUGUAUGUUAUUCAGUCAAUGCUCGAUUAUUAAAAAUUAAUCCAUUCUAAAAUAAUAUUUUCCACAAUAUCCGAAAUCGGAAAUAAUAAGUUAACCCUAAGAUUAGGCUUAGGUGAUGUGUAUUGAAAUUAUAAUUUUAAACUGUUUUAGAAUCUUAUGAAGAAUGCCAUUACUUGGGAAACAUUUGUUUGUCAGGAAAGAUCCGCCAAAUGAUCUCGAUCCUAACGAAGAAUUGUUCUAUUGCAAAUUGACACACGAAGUAUUCAGGAGUUAUGAGGAAUUUUUUGAACGUGUGAUUUUAUGCAAUAGUCUUGUGUGGACUUGUUCAUUAACUGGUCGUUCUGGGCUUACUUUUAAAGAAGCAACUGAAUCAGAAACUCAAGCACGAAGUUAUUUAGCAUCAUUUUCAUAUUAUUUGAAACGUCCAAUAUUUUAUUUAAUUACUUUGACUAAUCAUGGUAGAAUUGCUGAUCUUUGUGAAGAUGUUUAUAAUUUUGCAAAAGAGCGAUUUUUCUUAGGAGAAAAGGUUGAUGUGUUAAUUAAUAAUGUCAAGCAAUCAUGCACUGUUAAGAAGGUUAUACUACCGGAAAAAAGCAAUUCUCAACAAAUAGAUGGUCCUGCUGGAAAUGAAAAAUCAAAAUUAAUGGGAUUAGAUUCAAAAGAGUAUAAAUAUGAAGUUUGUGAUAAAAAUGGCAAAUCUCAUAUUGUUUCAACAGAAGCAAUUAGUCGGUCUAAAGGACAGUUUACCAGAGAGAAAGUAAAACUGCUUAUAAAAAAUUCUGUUGAAAUGAAAGAUGGAAUAUUGAAAACAAAGGAUGAAACAUUAUCAAAAUAUAAUGUUUCUUCUGAACUUUUUAAAGAAAUGUUUGCUGGUCCACCUCCCACAUUUUUCAUGUCUUCAAAAAAGAAAAUAAGUAAUUCCCCAGGAAAUGUAAAGUUAACUUCACCUAAAAUUAAAAGUAAGAGUUCCAAAGAUGCAAGUAAUUGUAAAGACUGUAAGAAGAAAGUAGUGUUGAGAAUAACUGUCUACAACAAAUCAUAUUUAUUAAAAGAACAAUUAUUACAGGAUGAAACAUUAUCAAAAUAUAAUGUUUCUUCUGAACUUUUUAAAGAAAUGUUUGCUGGUCCACCUCCCACAUUUUUCAUGUCUUCAAAAAAGAAAAUAAGUAAUUCCCCAGGAAAUGUAAAGUUAACUUCACCUAAAAUUAAAAGUAAGAGUUCCAAAGAUGCAAGUAAUUGUAAAGACUGGAAUAAUUCAAAAUCGCCUAGUAAAGUUAAGGAAAUUUCUACCUUGAAAGAAAAUAUGCAACAAGUUUCAGUUAAAAAAGAAAAAGGCUCUGAUAAAUUAUCAAAAUCUUUGGAAGAAAAAAUUAAUAUUAGAGUUGAGAAAGAAAAAGAAAAACAGAAACAAAAAGAAGAAAAGAGAGCUUUAGCAGAAUUAAUGAUGGAAUGGAAGAAACCACGUGAUGAUUUGGAAUGUGAUGAUUUAAAAGUACUCCCUCCUGUUACAUCUAUUAAUUGUUCAAUACCAAUAGAACAUUUUGGCGAUGCUCUUAUGGUAUUACAAUUCCUUAAUCGUUUUGAAACGUUAUUGGAUUUAAAAAUGUCAUUUCCAGAAGGAUUUGGAUUUGAACUCUUGGAAAGAGUACUAACAGAAACAGAUGUUCAGGGUCCAUUUAGUGAUAUUCUUCAACUCUUACUUGCUAACCUAUUUCGUUUGAGGGAAGUUGAAGAGCACCAACCUACUUAUGAUGAUAUAUUGAGUAGUUCAGAAAUAUUGGAAGGUUUAGAAAAGGAUUAUAAUGUUAAAGAUACUUAUGAUGCAUUGAAAAUUGCUACGAUUGCUGCAUGUUGGCCACAGUUAUUUCAUGGAGAAUUGAAGCUUCAAUUCUCCUGUAAUGAAUAA
Centruroides sculpturatus (bark scorpion) is the source of this 2060-nucleotide messenger RNA. Its product is annotated as bromodomain adjacent to zinc finger domain protein 1A-like. The transcript has 14 exons. Lineage: Eukaryota; Metazoa; Arthropoda; Arachnida; Scorpiones; Buthidae. Gene Ontology annotation, biological process: chromatin remodeling. The record is from RefSeq and is a predicted model, not a curated record. The coding region runs from base 318 to 2060 and encodes 580 amino acids.